UAUCAAAUUCUCAUUCUCAAUUCUAAAGCCUAAUUCUCAAUUCUAGGGUUUUUCUCUCUCCUCUUUUAUCACCUUCAUCACUACUAUCCCACUCUCUCCCAACAACAUCAACAAUGGUGGCCGCAAGUUUCGAAGUCGGUUUCGUCCCUUUCAACCCCGACGGCUGGGGCCCACCCGAAUCCUCCACCACCACCACAACCACAACCACAACAACCACCACUCCAUCCCCUUCCUCCACCGUUCCCGUCAACGUCCCUUUCGCCCCCUUUUCCCGCUCCGAAAAACUCGGCCGAAUCGCCGAUUGGACUCGCAACCUCAACAACAACCCUAACCGUCGCAACAACAAUCUCAACGACGCUGUUUUCGACUUUUCCGGCGACGAUUCCUUCGCCGCUACUCUCGCCGCCGACGAAGACUCCUCCUUCCGUCUGGUCGACGGUAAACCCCCUCCUCGCCCUAAAUUCGGCCCAAAAUGGCGUUUCCACCACCACCACAACAACCCCUCUCGUCACCUCCCUCAGCGCAAAGACGAAGAAGUCGAAGCGCGAAAGCGCGAGGCGGAGAAAGAGCGCGCCCGACGAGAUCGUCUCUACCACAACAACCGCACUGGAGGCGGUGGAAACCAACGACGUGAAGCUGCUGUUUUCAAAUCCUCCGUUGAGAUCCAACCUGAAUGGAAUAUGCUUGAGCAGAUUCCAUUCUCUACUUUCUCAAAGCUAUCGUUUUCGGUCCCCGAACCAGAGGACCUUCUAUUUUGUGGCGCUUUGGAAGGGUAUGAUCGAUCCUAUGAUCGUCUUACCCCGAAGAAUGAGCGUAGGCUUGAGAGGUUUAAGAAUAGGAACUUUUUCAAGGUUACUACUACUGAUGAUCCUGUUAUUAGGAGGCUUGCUAAUGAGGAUAAGGCUACGGUUUUCGCUACCGAUGCCAUUUUGUCCUCGUUGAUGUGUUGUCCUAGGAGUGUUUAUAGUUGGGACAUUGUGAUUCAAAGGGUUGGUAAUAAAUUGUUUUUUGAUAAGAGGGAUGGGUCUCAGUUGGAUUUGUUGUCUUGUCAUGAGACUUCUCAGGAGGCGUUACCAGAGUCUAAGGAUGAUAUUAAUUCGGCUCAUUCAUUGAGUGUUGAGGCUGCUUAUAUUAACCAGAAUUUCUCUCAGCAGGUUUUGGUUAGGGAAGGGAAGAAGGUGGCUUUUGAUGAGCCGAAUCCGUUUGCCAAUGAGGGAGAGGAGGUUGCUUCUGCUGGGUAUAGGUAUAGGAGGUGGAAGCUUGAUGAUAAUAUGUAUUUGGUUGCUAGGUGUGAGUUACAGAGUGCACUUGAUAUUAAUAAUCAGAGGCAGUUUUUGACACUUAAUGCUUUGAAUGAGUUUGAUCCUAAGUAUUCCGGUGUCGAUUGGAGGCAGAAGUUGGAGACUCAAAGAGGGGCUGUUUUGGCUACUGAGUUGAAAAACAAUGCUAAUAAGUUGGCUAAGUGGACUGCUCAGGCUCUUUUGGCUAGUGCUGAUAUGAUGAAGUUGGGUUAUGUUUCGAGGGUUCAUCCUAGGGAUCAUUUUAAUCAUGUCAUUCUCGGUGUUGUUGGGUAUAAGCCUAAGGAUUUUGCAUCUCAGAUUAAUUUGAACCCCAAUAACAUGUGGGGAAUUGUUAAGAGUAUUGUUGAUAUGUGUAUGAAGCUGGGUGAGGGCAAGUAUGUGCUGGUUAAGGACCCCUCCAAGCCUCAGGUGAGGAUUUACGAGGUGCCUGCUGAUGCUUUUGAGAAUGAUUACGUCGAGGAGCCGUUGCCUGAGGAGGAGCAAGCUCAGCCUCCUACCGAAGAUGCUGCUAAUGUUAUUUCUUCUGACAUUAGUGUGGCUGCUACUGAUGUGGAGGACAAGGAGAUUAGUGCUGUGCCUUAAAAGGGUCAGCGAGAUAGUGGUGAAGAGAGACAUUGCUUUGGCUGUGUUGAUUAAGCAGGAUUACAAAGAGAAUUAUGCUGGGAUUGUGAUCAUCGGUCCGUGAUUUUGUAGUUGAACUCGUGCUGGGAAAUGUCUAUUUUUCUCCGUUGCAGUAGAGACUCUCGUAAUAUGUAGAGCUAAAGCUGAAACCGAAGGGUUUUAGUGAACCCCAAAUUUUGGUUGCUGCGAAUAACAAGUUGUUUGUGUGUUAUCAAAGAUAUGUGAUACUAUAUGGUUUUCUAACUUGGAUUAUAUUUAUUGUCAUAAUGUAUUUCUUGAUUCCAUUAAUCAGUGAAAUCUUGAUGUUGUUUUGUAAA
Molecule: messenger RNA, 2239 nt
Organism: Beta vulgaris subsp. vulgaris (sugar beet)
Lineage: Eukaryota; Viridiplantae; Streptophyta; Magnoliopsida; Caryophyllales; Amaranthaceae
Product: eukaryotic translation initiation factor 3 subunit D
Exons: 2
Coding region: 114-1883 (589 amino acids)
Biological process (GO): translational initiation
Cellular component (GO): eukaryotic translation initiation factor 3 complex; cytoplasm
Molecular function (GO): translation initiation factor activity
Source: RefSeq, a predicted model, not a curated record